UUUUUCCCACCUUAAAUACCUCUGUUUCUGAUGCUUGCUGAGAUCAGUGUGGCAUUCAGUCUCAUCGUGCACAUUUCUGGACUUGUUCUCAUGUGACUAGGUAUAAUUGGGGUAUGGAGCCAAACUGCAUGAUGACCGUGGGGUCUGUUUGGGGACAGUGUUCUGGGCUGGCGUUCUGAACCAGGGUAACAAUUUCUGCACUGGAAUACUGGCAGUGUAAUCUACAUUUACAUGUUAUUUGCAGAAUCCAGGAUGAAUGGUUGCAGUCAGUGAUGCAAAUCUGUGAUGCGAUCAGGUGCUACUGAACAAGAGAACAGAUAGAAAUGGGGAAACAAAAUGAAGGAAUUAAUGUCGAACAGUACAACCAGUAUAUCUCAAGCCAGGAAAGCCGUGGAGCAAUUGAAAAUGGAAGCAUACAUGGACAGAAUGAAGGUAUCCAAGGCUGCAGCAGAUUUAUUGGCAUACUGUGAUGCUCAUAUUGGAGAAGAUCCCCUUAUUAUUCCAGUACCCGCAUCUGAAAAUCCCUUCAGGGAGAAGAAACUCUUUUGUACUAUCCUUUGAGUCAGUUUCCAAUUAAAAAUAUCUUGUGUUAAAAUUUGGUAUCAGUGGUGCAUGCUAUUGGUUUUAGCAUAUUUUCCUCAGAUAUCAAUACUUAGCCUAGAGUUACAAUAUUUUUAGAAGGUAGUGCAUUUUCUGGUAUAAAUAAGUAAAAGAAUCCUAAAAAAAAAAUCAAGGUAAUCCUUAUCUUUCAGACCAAUGCACAAGUUUAAUUUCAGUUUUCAUAAAGAUUAUUUGGGUCUUAAUGAAAGUAUUGAGUACAGUAUCAUAUUGUAGAUAUCUUUGCCAGUCAUAGAUUUUUCUGAGACCUAAAUGAGUCAUACCGACUCUGAAGCUAUUUUUAACAUUCUUAUUUUCUUUGGAAGGUGAAUUAAUUCAUUUGCCUUUACAAAUUUGUAUCUAAAAAGAGUAGUGUGACCUUUCCGCAAGUAGCAUUGUUUAGGAAGAAAUGCUGGUGAUUUACAAUGUUUGGAAUGAUCAGUCUUAUACAGUAAGUGAUGUUUAUAAAUAUGUUUUGUGAAGACUGUAAUAAACUUGAGUACAAAAACAACCUUAGCAGCACUGUCAGUACAAGCAAAGUGAAAAUACACAGUCACAUACGAGUUCUGCAUCAAUAAAACUGGAAAAACGUG
This is a messenger RNA of Cygnus olor (mute swan), 1190 nucleotides long. RefSeq names its product G protein subunit gamma 4 (gene GNG4). Gene Ontology annotation, biological process: G protein-coupled receptor signaling pathway. Gene Ontology annotation, molecular function: G-protein beta-subunit binding. Bases 337 to 561 code for a protein of 74 amino acids. NCBI's taxonomy places the organism in Eukaryota, Metazoa, Chordata, Aves, Anseriformes, Anatidae. The transcript has 3 exons. The record is from RefSeq and is a predicted model, not a curated record. Gene Ontology annotation, cellular component: heterotrimeric G-protein complex.